AUGAGCAGCAUACCUAUAAAUCUACAGACUCCCAGGGAGUUGCCAUGGCGCCCGGCGCAUCUUCCUCCAACACCUCCCGACUCUGACAGCGAAAAAGCAGAGAGCGAUUCAUCUUCUCAACAAGCGAAUUCAGACUUUCCUCUCGCACCUCCUACAUUAGAACCCACCCAGGUACUGGAACUAGACAAGAAGACUCCCGAUAGCUGGCUUCCACGAGAUCCUAGAUUGAUACGACUGACUGGCGUACACCCGUUCAAUGUUGAGGCGCCUCUCUCCGAUCUAUUCAAUGAGGGCUUCCUCACCAGUCCGGAACUCUUCUACGUUCGAAAUCACGGUCAUGUACCGCAAGUCAGGGACGAGGAAAUCCCUGAUUGGGAGUUUACGGUGGAAGGACUCGUCGACCGGCCGAUGACCCUCACAUUACGCCAGUUGAUGGAGGAGUACGAGCAGCAAACCUAUCCCAUCACUCUCGUCUGCGCAGGCAACAGGAGGAAGGAGCAGAAUGUGGUACGGAAGACCAAAGGUUUCUCAUGGGGCGCUGCAGGCGUCUCUACUGCCUUGUUCACGGGCGUCCUAAUGGCCGACGUUAUUCGGAGAGCAAAGCCGAAAAGAGGUGCUCGAUACGUAUGCAUGGAAGGUGCAGAUAAGCUCCCCAACGGCUACUAUGGCACCUCUGUCAAGCUGAACUGGGUCAUGGACGAGAAUCGGGGGAUGAUGCUGGCGCAUGGGAUGAAUGGUGAGAUGUUGAGACCGGAUCAUGGGAAGCCUUUGAGAGCGGUCAUCCCAGGACAGAUCGGUGGACGAAGUGUGAAGUGGUUGAAGAAGUUGAUUGUGACGGCCGAACCGAGUGAUAAUUGGUAUCACAUCUACGACAACCGGGUAUUGCCAACGAUGGUGUCCCCUGAGGAGUCCGCGAACAAGCCCGAAUGGUGGACCGACGAGCGGUAUGCUAUCUACGACCUCAGUACCAACUCGGCCAUUGCAUAUCCAGCACAUGACGAGCGACUGUCGAUGACCGAGUCCUCGGAGAACUACCGAGUGAAAGGAUAUGCGUAUGGAGGUGGUGGACGUCGUGUGACCAGAGUCGAGAUCUCUUUAGAUCAAGGGAAGACCUGGAGACUAGCAAAUAUUGACUACGCAGAAGACCGAUACCGAGACGCAAGUCCCCAACACCUAUAUGGCGGAAGCCUGGACUUUGGAUGGCGAGAAGCCUCAUUCUGCUGGUGUUUCUGGGAGCUCGACAUGUCUGUUGCUGAAUUGGCCGGGGCGAAGGAUAUCUUGUGCCGAGCGAUGGACGAAAGUAUGAACCUGCAGCCUCGAGAUCUGUACUGGAGUGUGCUUGGCAUGAUGAACAACCCUUGGUAUCGAAUAGCGAUUUGCAAAGAAGAUGGUCAUCUCCGGUUCGAGCACCCCACACAGCCUGCCUUGAUGCCGGGAGGCUGGAUGGAGAGGGUGAAAAAGUCGGGCGGCGAUCUUACCAAUGGCUUCUGGGGUGAGCAGAUCGAAGGGCAGAGUAGUCCGAAGGUGAUUGAAGAAGAGAAGGCAGAGAUCAAGAUGACCAAGGACGGCGUUAAUGAAAAGAUUACGAUUGACGAUUUACGAAAACACGAUAAAGAAGACGCGCCGUGGUUUGUGGUCAACGGCGAGGUUUACGAUGGGACAGCAUUCUUGAAAGAGCAUCCUGGCGGCGCAACAAGCAUCACAUCUGCGGCAGGCUUAGACUGUUCUGACGAGUUCAUGGCAAUACACAGCGAGACCGCCAAAUCAAUGAUGCCCGACUAUCACAUCGGCAGCCUCGACGAAGAAGGUCGAGCAGCUCUCGCCGGCGAAGAUAUCACACUUGACGAAAACGCCCCACCAUCACCGUCUUUCCUCUCCUCUCGAGCCUGGAAGAAAGCCAUUCUCCGCACCAAAAAGUCCGUCUCUUGGGACACCCACAUCUUCACCUUCAAACUCGAGCACGACGAUCAGAUCCUUGGUCUUCCUACUGGCCAGCAUCUCAUGAUCCGACUACGCGAUCCUGCCACGCGAGAGGCGAUUAUCAGAAGUUAUACCCCAAUUUCUGAGAUUAGCAAACGAGGGUAUAUGGACGUUCUCGUAAAGCUCUACCUUGAUACGAACGAUCGUCCGGGAGGGAAGAUGAGCAAAGCUUUAGACUCCCUACCUAUCGGUCACUACGUCGACUUCAAGGGCCCGAUUGGCAAAUUCCAGUAUCUCGGCAAAGGCAGAUGCGACGUGAAUGGAGACGAGAGGCACGUCAAGACUUUCUACAUGAUCUGUGGAGGAAGCGGGAUCACCCCAAUCUACCAGGUCUUCCGUGCUGUGGUGCAGGACCGAGACGACAAGACGAAAUGUGUGGUGUUGGAUGGCAAUCGAUUACUGGAAGACAUCUUGUGCAAGGCAGAGCUGGACGGCUUUGCCAAGGACAAUGCGGAGAAAUGUCGACUUUUGUACACUUUGACGCAGGCACCAGAGGAGUGGACGGGAUUGAGAGGGAGAAUCGCAGCGCCACUACUCAGUGAACACGUAGGACGAAAGCUGCAUGCGGAUGGAGAAGCGAUGGUACUAGUCUGCGGUCCAGAGGCGCUGGAAAAGAGCGUGCAUCAGGCCCUGCUGGGAAAUGGCUGGAAAGACGAUGAAUUGCUCUUCUUCUGA
Zasmidium cellare ATCC 36951 is the source of this 2655-nucleotide messenger RNA. RefSeq lists its product as uncharacterized. The record is from RefSeq and is a predicted model, not a curated record. NCBI's taxonomy places the organism in Eukaryota, Fungi, Ascomycota, Dothideomycetes, Mycosphaerellales, Mycosphaerellaceae. Gene Ontology annotation, biological process: nitrate assimilation; nitric oxide biosynthetic process. Bases 1 to 2655 code for a protein of 884 amino acids. Gene Ontology annotation, molecular function: molybdenum ion binding; nitrate reductase (NADPH) activity; molybdopterin cofactor binding. The transcript has 2 exons.